This is a messenger RNA of Puma concolor (puma), 1620 nucleotides long. NCBI's taxonomy places the organism in Eukaryota, Metazoa, Chordata, Mammalia, Carnivora, Felidae. The record is from RefSeq and is a predicted model, not a curated record.
AUGGAAAGAAAAUAUCCGCCCAUCCAGGGGGAACCGGCACAGAGGGACCAAAGGCUGCCCCAGGAUGACCCCUGGAAGUUUUUCUGCCUGGCAAUGACUCUGAUGCUGCUUCUGUUCGACCUCAUCCUAGGUGUGGUCCUGGCUGAGGUACUGCUGUUCUCCAACAAGAUGCAGGAAGACCUCAAGCAAAUGGACAUCCAAUUUGUGCAGGGUCUGGCAGAUGCUGGGCACGAGCGGGACAUCGUGUGGGGAGAGGUGUUCCGGCAAACGGAAGCUGUGCGGGCAGGCAACGAAUCCUCCUGCGAGCCCUGCCGUGAAAACUGGACGGCAUUUCAGGGCUCCUGCUAUCAAUUUUCCACACAAGAACUGAGCUGGUUCAAAGCCAAGGAUCACUGUGCAGAGAAGGGUGCUCACCUGGUCAUCAUCAACAGCCAAGCAGAGCAGAAAUUCCUGAGUCCAAAGGAAAAUAAUGGCUACUGGAUUGGCCUCAGGAAACAAUACCCAAAGGGCAUUCACAAGUGGCAAGACGGCUCAGUCCCUACCUUCAUCAACUGGCAUGAUACCAGAUCUUCUCACUAUGACUGUGCCUUCCUGAUGGGUUCUGGCUCUUGGUCCUCUACUACGUGCUAUGCGUAUUGGUAUCAUUGGAUAUGUGAGAAGCCACAGAACUGCCCGGAUAUGGAGAAUCAGACACGAGUCUUCGAAUUCAUCCUCCUCGGCCUCUCCGAGCAGCCCCUACAGCAGCAGGUGCUCAUUGGUAUGUCCUGCAGCCUGUAUCUGAUCGGAUGCAUGGGGAAUCUGCUCACCAUCCUGGCCAUCCUCUUGGACCCUCACCUCCACAGCCCCAUGUACUUCUUCCUCAGCAACUUGUCUCUUCUGGACAUCUGUUUUACCUCCACCACCGUCCCCAAGAUGCUGGUGAACUAUCUGUGCAGACACAGCACCAUCUCCCCCCAGGCUUGCCUGGCCCAGAUGUAUUUCUUCAUUGCCUUUGGGGCAGCGGAAAGCAUCCUUCUCUCAGUCAUGGCUUAUGACCGCUACCUGGCCAUCUGCUGCCCGCUGCACUACAUGACAAUCAUGAACGUCCUUCGUUGUGCCUUGCUAGUGACUGUGCCCUGGACCUCAGCAAACCUCAUCUCCAUGGUCCAUACCAUCCUNGUUUUCCACCUCACCUUCUGUGGACCCAAUGAGAUCCACCAUUUUGCUUGCCACGUGCCCCCUCUCUUGAAGCUGGCCUGUGGAACUGAUGUACCAGUAGUGGCCAAGGGCGUGGGGCUGGUGUGCAUCAUGGCCCUGCUGGGCUGCUGUCUCCUCAUCCUCCUCUCCUACGCCUUCAUCGUGGCUGCCAUCUUGAGGAUCCCCUCAGCUGAGGGCCGGCACAAGGCCUUCUCCACCUGUGCGUCCCACCUCACUGUGGUCAUUGUGCACUAUGGCUUUGCCUCUGUCAUCUAUCUCAAGCCCAAGGGUCCCCAGUCUCUGGAAGGAGACACCCUGAUGGGCAUCACCUACACGGUCCUCACCCCCUUCCUCAGCCCCAUCAUCUUCAGUCUCAGGAACAAGGAGCUGAAGACUGCCAUGACCAAGACCUUCCUCAGAAAACUCUACCCAGAAAAAAUAUGA